This is a messenger RNA of Oldenlandia corymbosa var. corymbosa, 1150 nucleotides long. NCBI's taxonomy places the organism in Eukaryota, Viridiplantae, Streptophyta, Magnoliopsida, Gentianales, Rubiaceae. The record is from the annotation of a GenBank genome assembly.
CAAAACUUCAUUACCACUACUUCAUUUUCAUGCAAACUUGCACAACACAAAAUCAACCAAAAAAAUGGCAAUCUCAAAUUCAACAUUUUUCACAACCACCCUUUCCCUUUCCAUGUUCCUCCUCCUCUCACUUCCAUCGCCGUCGCUCGCCGCGGCCAAGUGCAACGCAAAUGACAAAGCUGCCCUUCUACAGAUCAAAGCAGCCAUGAACAACGCCUAUCAUUUUGCCUCAUGGGAUCCAAACACCGAUUGUUGCUCGUGGUACGAUGUGACUUGCGACUCUUCCGGCCGUGUGAUUAGACUCGAAAUUUUUGACGAUACCGAUGUCACCGGCUCAAUCUCGCCGGCUAUUGGCAACCUCGUUUAUCUCCAAGAGAUAGACAUAAACGCCCUCCCAAAGCUGUCCGGAAGUAUCCCUUCAACCAUCACAACACUUACCCGUCUCACGUUUCUCCGGCUCAAAGGUAACAACCUCUCCGGCCCCAUUCCGACCGCCCUGGGCAACCUCAACAAGCUUACUUUCUUGGACUUGUCGUCUAAUUCAUUAACCGGUUCGAUUCCAGCUUCGGUCACUAAGCUGACAAACCUCGAUGGGUUUGACUUUUCAAACAAUAGCCUUUGCGGAGCGAUCCCGCAAGGUGGAAAGCUUCAGAGCUCCGGCACCAGUCCUUAUGACAAUAACAAGUGCUUGUGUGGUAAUCCUCUUCCUGCAUGCAGCUAAGAGGAUGUUUUAUUAUCAUUAUGCGGGCAAAUUGUGAAAAAUUGUCGCAUAUGUUGCAAUAAAUCUCAAUAAGCAUCCACAUAGAUCAAAGGUUAUAGAUUUUGAUACUCAUAAGUUUAAGUUGUACCGCAUGGAUGUUACAUUUUGUGCAAUACGAUUGUUACGCUUCUGCGUGAGAAUUUAGAAAACUGCAAAAAAAUCUAUCUUUAGCUAUAUAUGGUCUUAGCUGCUCCGAUAUGAAAUAAAAUACUUGUAGUUGGAAGGCGCAGUUCUGAGGAAUUUUUUUUUUAAAAAAACCGUCUCAUUAAUUGCAAGUAUGACAGUUCUUUUUUCUUUUUUUGAAAAAGGGCAAGUAUGACAGUUAAGUUAAAAGAUUAUUAUUUUUUAAUAAUAUUUUUUCCAUGAAGGAUAACAAUCAUAUCAAUAUUA